Molecule: messenger RNA, 3888 nt
Organism: Cucurbitaria berberidis CBS 394.84
Lineage: Eukaryota; Fungi; Ascomycota; Dothideomycetes; Pleosporales; Cucurbitariaceae
Product: AAA-domain-containing protein
Exons: 2
Coding region: 100-3780 (1226 amino acids)
Cellular component (GO): mitochondrial outer membrane
Molecular function (GO): ATP hydrolysis activity; ATP binding
Source: RefSeq, a predicted model, not a curated record
CAUCACCACACGGCGCAUCGCUCGCUUCUCCCAAAGCCUACACUUGACCCUGUAGGCUUCUCUCCUCCCCUUUCCCCGGGAGCGCCAUAAGACGUCCGUAUGUACAUAAUCCGGUCGGCACUGCGAGCGUCCACAGGAAGACCUCCAGCGCGCUUUAUCCGCGGCCGCCGCUACCCAUCGAUACCACGAUUACGAACGUUUCAUACCACACGCCCGCUCGCGCAAGCCUCGAACCCACCGCCGGCGCCAGAUAACAAGCCAAUUGAUCCAAAUGGCGUCAAUAAGUCUGAUCUCGAGAAGAGUGCGGCAGAGGAGGUGACAGACGCUGCAGCAGCCACUGACGACCCAGAGGUUUUGGCACAGAAGCUGCAGCGGUCGCGGGAAACAUCACGCAGAUACUCCGCAGCUCUACGGCGUCAGCAGCGAGGAAAGAAGGCUCAAGGUCUACCGCCUGUGCACAUACCGGACUGGUUUCUGAAGAAGAGCGUCAUACGGCAUCAAGACUUGAACCAUGGCGCACAGCAACUCAGACCUCGCGCGGUUCUCUCCGUCGAUGUCAGCCAUGCUGAGUCUGGUGAGCAUGCAGCCUGCUCUAUUCCCGUAGGGGGAGAUAUCGAUCCUGCGCAAGCACUGUCGCGGCUCGUCCGUGGCUUGUGGAGUAGGCGCCUGGAUGAUCAUGAGAAGCGCAAAGUCAAGAAGUAUCUCGAGGAGAGAGCAGCGUUGGUCGAGAAGGCAGAAUCAGCGAAUGUCCCCGGUGCGAAUACUGAGUCUACAUCGACAAGCAAAGAAGGGCACGCAGAUGUCAUCACGGAAGAUACUGCGUUUAAUGAAGCCUGGAUGAAGCUGAAUAAGUUGUCGAACGAUAUAGAUCUGGACCCCCGCAAGAAGAUGGAAGCAAUGAGAAGGCAGAGCGCUAAACUCGAGCGAGCGGCUUGGAGAAGAGAAGUUGCAAAGACUUGGCAGAUGGGCACUUCUCGACGCCUGUCUUCUCUGGUAGUGGCAGAGAUUAGAGCUACUAUUGCUGCAUCUCUUUCUACGUUAAGGCCAGCCGCAGGCGACUCGUUUCCUUCUGCGAAGACAAACCUCGUUCUUCAUUCGCCAGCCGCUGAACAUGAGAAGUCGAUCGACGAUUGCGUGUAUACCUCUGCACUUGAAGUAGGAUCCGAUGUAAUCGUGCUUCAUGCUCAGGAUCUCGCGCAGUUAGCAGCAGACUAUCUUGGAGAAGGACCCGAGCCGUCGCCACGCUCGAUUCGCUCAUUAGGCUAUGAGACAUAUCGACUCAGCGCCGAGCUCAACAAUGCCUGUGAAGAUGUAGAGGAAGUUGGCGAGGACGAAUCUGACCAACAUCAGCCUUCAUCAGCGGAUCAGUCAGAACCGGGUGCCAUGCGCGGCAUGCCAUUUCGUCUGCCAAUCAUUGCCGUUACGCCUGCUUUAAGAGCACUUACUCAAAGUCUCAAACACAUGCACGUGGCCUCAGCUAGCCCAUUUGAGGCUUCCGCCGGUACAGCAAACGAGGAGUCGGGUCGAGCGCAGAGCCAGAGCGAACUGCAACUAGAAGACAUGAAGCUUGCCGCUCUCCUGGAUGCCUUGGUAGACUCGAACGACGCUAAGCAGAGUCGCGGAAUUGUCGGUGAUGGAAGUCCUCAGUCUCUUCAGCCCUCCGAUCAUUCCCGAGGGUCCUCAAAGAGUCCUGCCUUCUUCGACUAUUCAAUGAGCUCAGAAGGCACCGAGCUAGAUUUCAAUUCUACGCUGCCGACCAGCGCGACACCUGGAAUCAGCAUGGCUAUCAAAAUCGGCUCGAUGUCAAGAGCACCUGAGGUCCCAAAGAAUUCGAAGAUCAUCUAUGUUAAGGACUUUAAAGAAUUGAAUGCUACGUACUACGGCGGCCGAAUCAUCCAGAAACUAGAGGAGUUGGUCCGAAAACGACGUACUGCUGGUGAGAGCAUAAUGAUCGUUGGCAACACCUGCUCGCGUGAUCUGACGCCUGAGCUCUCGGCUAGUGGAGUUCGCGGCCUUCAAAGCGAAGGCGAGAGCAGCUUCUUCAGAACCAUUGUCAUCGCAGCAGAAUCAAGCAAGAACGAGACCAGCUUUGAUGAGUCUCGCGCCGCAGCCAGGAACGAGACUGCAUCGGCUGAUCUCCCACCCGCCGAGAAGAGCAAGUUCCGGCGCAUUAACCUAUCCCAUAUCCAAGACAUGCUUCGUUCGUUAGAUCCGGUGGCUGCUGCUAGUAUUUCGGAUAUGGAAAAAAGUGUUCAACACUUCCGUUCAUGGGCCCCGAUCUUUUCCGAUUCGUACUUCAACAGGGUACUAACAUACGAUGAGGUCCACCGAAUAGCGCUCACAAGUCUUGGUUUACUUAUCACAAGCCCAAAUAGCGAGGCAGCGACGUCUAAAAGCACUCCGUCUCAGUUGACUUGGGCACAUGUCGCGCUUUCUAUGGGCUUGUUGAAAGCGAGUGACAUUGUCAAGUAUGCGUACUUUGACAGAGCGGCGGAGAUGCCGAAGAGGCCUCAAAAUGCUUUCGAGACUCGCCAAGCGCAAGCCGAAGCAGAAAUGGGAACCCAUUCACGACCCGAUGAGAAGAGCCUGCAACGUCAACGCAACUUACAGCGCAUAGCCUCUACUGCGACGAAGCAUGAAAAGCGACUCAUGCCUGGUAUUGCAGAUCCAGAUCAGAUCAAGACGACUUUCGAACAGGUCCAUGUACCUAAAGAAACGGUGGACUCUAUUCGAACAAUAACAUCACUAUCGCUACUGAGGCCAGAAGCUUUCAGCUAUGGAAUCUUAGCAACAGAGAAGAUAUCCGGUGCGCUUCUUUAUGGGCCUCCGGGAACGGGCAAGACUUUACUCGCCAAGGCCGUGGCAAAAGAGAGCGGCAGUUCGGUGCUUGAAGUUUCUGGAAGCCAGAUCAUGGACAAGUAUGUCGGUGAGGGUGAAAAGAACGUCGCUGCCAUCUUCUCGCUAGCUCGAAAGAUGUCGCCCUGUAUUGUGUUCCUGGAUGAAGCAGACGCCGUCUUCGCUUCAAGAGAUGCAAUGCGUGAACGAGCAUCACAUCGAGAUAUCCUGAAUCAAUUCCUGAAAGAGUGGGAUGGGCUCAAUGACCUAUCAGUCUUCGUCAUGGUAGCUACGAACCGACCUUUCGAUCUAGACGACGCUGUGAUUCGACGAUUACCAAGACGGCUACUGGUCGACCUACCGACACAAACCGACAGGAAAGAGAUCUUGCGCAUUCAUCUCAAGGGCGAACAGCUCGAUGAUUCAGUGGACCUUGAAGACAUCUCCAAGCGCACUCCUUUCUACAGCGGCAGCGAUCUCAAGAACAUAGCCGUGUCCGCCGCUCUUGCCUGCGUCAAGGAAGAAAACGAACAGGCCGCCAUCGCAGCAGCGAAAGCUAGCCUCGAAACGGAGCCUUCCUCUCCCUCAGAAUCAACCACAGAAUCAACCACAGACUCCUCCAUCUCUCUUUCCUCCGACUCUAUAUCGACCUCGCCAAUCUCUACGCAAUUCCCUUCCCCGCCUUCUCAACCCCAACCGUUGCCACCACACCUUGUGCGUGGCCAAUCCUACAUCUUCCCCGAGAAGCGUAUCCUUCACGCACGCCACUUUGACAAGGCACUUCAAGAGAUCAGCGCCAGUAUAAGCGAGGACAUGUCUAGUCUGAGUGCGAUCAAGAAAUUUGACGAGCAGUACGGUGAUCGCAAAGGAAACAAGAGGAAGAAGGAUUUUGGCUUUGGAGUUCUAGCCGAGAGGAACGAGAGUGCUGCGAGAGUGAGGAUCUAGGUUGGAUUAACGGAGAGGACUGAGUUUAGUUCAUUAGUAGAGAAAUGGAGAUGACCGGCGGUAUUGUGUAUAUUUGUAAUAUAGAAUUGAUAAUGAGUACAUGAUUAC